AUGAAGUCCGCAGUGCUCCUCUCAGCUCUUGUCCCCAGCGCGCUGGGCGCAACGAUCUACAUGGCUGGUGAUUCGACUAUGGCCAAGAAUGGCGGUGGAUCAGGCACGCAGGGCUGGGGUGAAUACGUCUCCCCCUACACCUCCCUAACGGUAUCAAACAAGGCCAUUGGCGGCCGCAGUGCACGCUCAUACACUCGCGAGGGCCGAUUCGACGCCAUUGCGGAUGUCGUGCAAUCCGGGGACUGGGUCGUCAUUGAAUUCGGCCACAACGACGGCGGUUCCCUAAGCAGCAGCGACAAUGGACGAACCGACUGCCCCGGCACGGGAAGCGAAACAUGCAGCACUACCUAUGACGGGGUUGCGGAGACGGUUCUCACCUUCGGCGCCUAUGUUGAAGCGGCUACAAAGAAGUACAAAGCCAAGGGCGCCAAUGUGAUCAUCUCUUCCCAGACUCCCAACAAUCUCUGGGAGACUGGAUCGUUCGUCUACUCUGAGCCUCGGUUCGUGGGAUAUGCUGAGACGGCUGCGGCCAAUGCUGGUGUUCCCUACAUCAACCACUUUGCGUAUGUCGCGGACCGCUUUGAGUCGCUGGGCGCUUCUACGGUGGACAGCUACUUCCCCAAUGAUCACACCCACACCAGUGCCGAUGGUGCGUCUGUUGUGUCUCAGGCAUUCUUCAAGGCUGUUGUCUGUGGAAAUGUGGCGCUCAAGAGUUCUCUGACUACCACCUCUUUCCCUGGUUCUUGUCUAUGA
This is a messenger RNA of Penicillium olsonii, 753 nucleotides long. NCBI's taxonomy places the organism in Eukaryota, Fungi, Ascomycota, Eurotiomycetes, Eurotiales, Aspergillaceae. The record is from the annotation of a GenBank genome assembly.